UCAUUGACCCGUGUCGUGUAGCUAAUAGACCCUGAAUAGUCUCUUUCACGCAAUUUUAGCACCUUCUGCAGCCUCAUUCCACGCCUGAGCUGCAUGCUUCAACUAAAUAUUGGCAUUAAUCAAAGCUCGAGGUGCUCUGCUUACCGAUAACAGAUGAAAAGUGACAUAAGAAAGUUAUUAAUAGUUAUUAAUAAUUCGGUGCCCUUUUAUAAUACAUAUGUAUAUGUUAUAAUAUUGAGUUGAUAAAAUGCUGUUGAGUGAAUUUAUUAUUUUUGCCUUUGUGGUGUGUGGUAUGUUUCCUGUCGUCGAAGUUCUGAAUGCGGAAAGAGUUCGAAGGACAACUACAAGUAAUAUUCUUUCAAGGAAGCGAAGAUAUGUAGCCUUUCCAGAAGGUUCAUCGUUUACGGUAGCUAUAUGUCUUCAAGGUGGGGUCGUUGGCAGACCAAACGUGAAUUUUCUCUCCUUUGCGGUGAACUGGGGUUUGGCUUAUGACUUACCGAAUGAAACUUGGGUUCUGGCUAACGCACACGGAUUUAAAGAAGGAGAUAAUAUUAUCAACAAUAUUAUAGCAAGCGAUAUAGCAACUGAAGCAAAAACAAAAAGAAUGUUUAGACGAGAUUUAUAUAAGAAAAUAGAGAUAAUUUUAAAUAGUCUAGGAUACAACGGAACAGAAUGCAUUAUGAAGACGCUUUGCGAGAGUACAAAAGCACUUGCAGCGAGGAAUGCAAACAUGGUGGGAAGAAUGCUUCGAACUAUAUUCAGCUUCCCAAAAGUGAGACCAUUUGCUAGGGAGCACCGGGAGAUUCAUGAAUACGAUCUGGCCUACCGGACUGGUGAAGCUAGUGACUGUUCCUUGCUGUAUCCAUAUUGUGAUUUUUCUAUACUUGACUUCGCUUUGGGGAAAUACCUACUUCCCUAUAAAUAGUAAAUUGAAAGUGCAUAAGAAUGUUUGAUUUUUAAUCAUGACGUAUGUACUA
Messenger RNA from Hermetia illucens (black soldier fly), 977 nucleotides. RefSeq lists its product as uncharacterized. The record is from RefSeq and is a predicted model, not a curated record. The transcript is spliced from 4 exons. The coding region runs from base 248 to 925 and encodes 225 amino acids. NCBI's taxonomy places the organism in Eukaryota, Metazoa, Arthropoda, Insecta, Diptera, Stratiomyidae.